Messenger RNA from Suillus paluster, 238 nucleotides. RefSeq lists its product as uncharacterized. NCBI's taxonomy places the organism in Eukaryota, Fungi, Basidiomycota, Agaricomycetes, Boletales, Suillaceae. The record is from RefSeq and is a predicted model, not a curated record. Bases 28 to 219 code for a protein of 63 amino acids. The transcript has a single exon.
AGAAGGAAGACGGUCAUUCCUUCUAUUAUGCGAUGGCGUACGCUCUCAGAUUUCAUAUUCCAUCUUUGCUUUCCAUGCACAUAUGCACAUUUAACUGUGAGUAACAUGUGGACGGUAUUCUCGACAUUGCCCACAAUCGUUGCAAGGUGCAUCUUCAUUGCUAUUUACUGCAAGGUAGUGUUCAAGUCCAUACGUUUGCAGUCCACAUGUUCUGGAUAGUUUAUCCGCUGACCAUGUG